CCGGCCGUCGAUCCACAAACGAUGCCCAUCCGGGGAGCGAGCAAGUCGGACUCUCGACGGCCUCCGAGGGGUUCGUCCACCAUGGAGGAGCAGUUUUUCAAAUCAGCGUUACCUGCGCGAGACUCGUUCAUGGUGGACGACACCAGUCUGGCUCUGCCGGCCGAGCCGACUCCGAGGUCCUCGACGACGGUGAGCUCAACCGACCGCAGCCUUCGUGUCCAGCAGCAGGUUCAGCUCACACUGGCCCGCAGAGCCAGGAAGUCCGUGUCCAAUGGUAGUGUCCAUUUAGAGAAGAACACGGCAAAGAGCUUCGAUGCUACCGAUGGACUUUUACUAAACAUGAAGGUGAAUGGAUUGGGCCUCGCCAACCGCUCUCUAUCGAGCAACAAUGUGCGGAGACCACCGAGGAGGGUGGAGGUGUCUCCACCGCCGAGCCCAGAGUUCCCACGCAUUCGCUUCCAUCACAGUGCCUCCCGCUACGGGACGUACGCCCACCCGGCACAGAGUCAGUGGCACAGGCUGGGCUACUCGCUUAAUUCGGACUCAUUCCGUCGCUUCGCCUUCUCCGAGGCGCCCCGGGGCACGCGGCCCCUCACGUCCACCUCUGAGCACGGGACCCUCAAUCGGAGGUCCCUUCGACAGACGGCGGCGCCGCAGCCUGUGACGGCGAGCGCAGCGUGUGGACAAAGUGCCGACUAUGGCUCCCGCUGGAGUCAUAACCAGACUGUCGGCAAACAGGACCAACACACUGUGCAGGGGCGAGAUGGGGAGAAGGUGCUUGGUGCCAUCCCGCCCGAGGAGGCUCGGGUCAGGAGGGAGGGCCUCCGGAGGCUGAAUUCCUACCCGCCCUCGUUAACCAGCGUGGAGUUGGACGUGGGGAAGCAGAUGGAAGUAGAAGUCCCCCUUCAGCAGAUGCAGUCUCAGAAUGUCAUGACACUGCAGUCGGGGAACAAGGCUCCGGAGAUGACGUUAGAGAGGGCUGUGAACCUGCUGACCCAGGAGAACGAGGACACGCUGACCUCUGCAGCCAGCCACAUACAGAGUCAGUGUCUCAAGAGUGCUGAUGCCAAGAAGAUGGUGUACUAUCUCCGUGGGAUUCGGAAGCUCCUGCAGCUCCUGAGCAGCGACAAUGAGGAGGUGCAGUGUGCCGCCGCCGGGGCUCUGCGCAAUGUUGUUUACCAGAGCAGCGAAAACAAGAUGGAGGUGAAGGAAAAUUAUGGCCUGGCCACCAUUUCGCGUGUACUGAAGAGCAGCCGUAAUUUGGAGACCAGAAGAGAACUCACUGGUCUUUUGUGGAACCUCUCCUCUCACGACCUUCUGAAGGAGUGUCUCACCAGAGAGGCCUUGCUGGUCCUCACCCAGUCGGUUCUGGUGCCCAGUUCUGGCAUUUUUGAGGGCGAGAACCCAAAAGACGAGCUCCUCGCUGACGCUGACGCGUUCCACAAUGCCACUGGCUGCCUGCGAAAUCUGAGCUCCGCUGGUCCAGAUGGCAGGAAAGCGAUGAGGGAGUGUGAGAACUUCAUUGACUCUCUGGUCUACUACAUCCGCGGAGCCGUAGCGGACUAUAAAACCAAUGACAAGUCCACAGAGAACUGUGUCUGCAUCCUUCACAACCUGUCGUAUCAGAUCGAGGCAGAGCUUCCUCACAAGUACACCGUAGAUCUUCGGCAAUCUCAACAGAACUUGUCUCCCAAGGAGAAGUCUGUCGGCUGCUUUGCUUAUCGCGGUGCCAAGAUCACAGAGCAUUCGGCACGAAAGUGCCCCCUUCUGGAGGAGAAGGCCAAUCCCCGAGGCAUGGAGUGGCUGUGGAGCAGCAUCACUAUCCGCAUGUACCUGUCACUGAUGGCCCGGAGUGUGCGUCACCAGACCCAGGAGGCGGCCAUCGGAGCCCUGCAGAACAUCACAGCUGGGAAUGGACCGGUGACUGAAGCCAUCGUCUUCGCGAUCGUUCAACGGGAGAAUGGCCUCCAGCAUGUGAGGAAGAUGUUAGAGGACGGAGAGCGUAAUGUGAAGAGGACGGCCAUAUCUCUCAUAAAGAAUCUGUCGCGCUACCGGGAACUGCACCCUGACAUCGUGAAGCAGGUGUUGCAGGAGGUGGUCGGGAUGCUACCCAACGACGACACCGGCACCGACCUGCCCACCGAGGUGACGGCGGCUCUGUGUAACAUCCUGAACAACCUGAGCCAGAGCGACACGCAGCACGCCAAAGCCGUCCUCAACCAGGGCGCCCUCCGACAGAUCAUCAACAUCAGCAGCAAGGACAGCGGUUAUGGACCAACCAGAGCGGGUCAGGCUGCGUGCGUGUUGCUGCACACGCUGUGGAAACAGAGUGAUCUCCACGGGGCCUACAAGAAGUGUGGCUACAGGAAAGGUGACUUUGUUAAUGCGAGGACAACAAAGGCCGUGAACUCCAGAUGAGGCUGAGUGGACGACCUCUAGCGAACUCAAGCUGCACCUGUUUACAGUAACAGCAACACGUACUGGUUGCAACACUCUUCCUCCUGGAAUGGGCCACCUGUACCUUUUUCAAUGCUGCAGACAAUACAUUGUGUACUCUGCCUACAUUUCCCGAAAAGGUUUCAUGGGAAAAGGUCCCAUGAAAUGGCUUUCAAUUACUACAAGAGCUGAAUGUUCAAUUAAAGUAACACACAACAGAGCGAUAAACCCGCUCACACAAUAAGUUUGUGUUGUUGACAUUCCUCAUCAGAGGCUUCUGGCCGCUGUCUACAUGCCUCAGACGGAUGAAUGUAGAAGCCUUUCCUGAAUAUGCAACGUUUCUCUCAUGAAACUGAAUGAAUUUCUUUACGAUUGUGUAGUUUGUUUACUGUAGUGGAAGCUCAAUGGUUGAGAAUACUGUUUUGUGUGUUUUUGGUUUAUUUUUAGCAUUUCAGGCGACAGUAAUUUAGCAACAAGAACCACAAUGAGAACGUUCAAAUAUUCACAGGAAAGUAAUUGUGAAGGAUGCAAAUCAAAUCAACAGCCUUAUUUCUAUCAAACCAAUGAACUGUUUAAUUAAUAAAUGUAUAUAAAAUGUGUUUUUAAACUUGAUUUGAUUCCUCAGAUGAAUAAACUGUUUUGAAUGAAACCUUA
Pseudoliparis swirei is the source of this 3090-nucleotide messenger RNA. It is a transcript of the gene pkp2, whose product is annotated as plakophilin 2. The transcript has 13 exons. The coding region runs from base 22 to 2418 and encodes 798 amino acids. Gene Ontology annotation, molecular function: alpha-catenin binding; intermediate filament binding; cadherin binding. Gene Ontology annotation, cellular component: cytoplasm; nucleus; adherens junction. Gene Ontology annotation, biological process: cell-cell junction assembly; heart development; intermediate filament bundle assembly. The record is from RefSeq and is a predicted model, not a curated record. Lineage: Eukaryota; Metazoa; Chordata; Actinopteri; Perciformes; Liparidae.